Messenger RNA from Callithrix jacchus (white-tufted-ear marmoset), 3864 nucleotides. It is a transcript of the gene CDC50B, whose product is annotated as transmembrane protein 30B. Gene Ontology annotation, biological process: phospholipid translocation. NCBI's taxonomy places the organism in Eukaryota, Metazoa, Chordata, Mammalia, Primates, Cebidae. The record is from RefSeq and is a predicted model, not a curated record. Gene Ontology annotation, cellular component: plasma membrane; Golgi apparatus; endoplasmic reticulum.
AAUUCGAAACAGAUCUAGCAUAGUGUAAUUCCCUGGACACUCCAACUUGAGACUGAAAGCUGAACAAAAGGCGUUUCUGAAGCUAACCUUAAAGACAAAAUGGUCUAGAGUCACCUUUUCCCCGCAAAUAAAGCAGGAUUAACAAUCUGAAAUCUUCAAGCUGCCAGGACCUCGGUGCUAGCCCUCAGCAAAAAUUUCUGCUGGAGGCCGGAGCGCCUUUUGAUUUCGGGAGACUGGCCCAGGAACUCUAGUCACUUGGAAGGCGGAAAGGAAGGUGAUACUCGAGCCAGGUAUGAGCCACUCAGAGGCACCCGGGACCGCCACUCACCUCGGAGAGGAGGAGCUGGAGUCCGUUGACCCGGACGGAGAGGAAAGGCGAGCCUGAGUCUACCGGGUAAGGUAAAAAAUAACACACCCACAAGCUCACCUCGGAAAGGGCGGGCGAGGUUUGGCUCCCGGUGAUCCGCGGGGGCGGAGCACACCUGGGCCAAGGCGGAACUGGGGGGAGGGGAGGGUGGGCACUGCCCGUGGGACCUGGAACUAAACUCACCUGUGCGGGAGGCAGAGGCGAGGCUCGGGCAAAACCCCACCUGGGCCGGCGGGAAACCCAGUCCGUGAGCAAUCCCCCGGCUAACUCGCCGCGGAGGGGGAGGCGCCCCGCGGCGGGCCCCCCCCUGGUAAGCACGCUCGUCGGACUCCCAGCGUGGCCGCCAUGACCUGGAGCGCCACGGCCCGGGGCGCCCACCAGCCGGACAACACCGCCUUCACGCAGCAGCGCCUCCCCGCCUGGCAGCCGCUGCUGUCGGCCAGCAUCGCGCUGCCGCUCUUCUUCUGCGCGGGCCUGGCCUUCAUCGGCCUGGGCCUGGGCCUCUACUACUCCUCCAACGGCAUCAAGGAGCUGGAGUACGACUACACCGGCGACCAGGGCACCGGCAACUGCUCGGUGUGCUCCGCGGCCGGCGAGGGCCGCGCGCCGCCGCCCCCCUGCUCGUGCGCCUGGUACUUCUCGCUGCCCGAGCUUUUCCAGGGCCCCGUCUACCUCUACUACGAGCUGACCAACUUCUACCAGAACAACCGGCGCUACGGCGUGUCCCGCGACGACGAGCAGCUGAGCGGAAUGCCCAGCGCGCUGCGCCACCCGGCCAACGAGUGCGCCCCCUACCAGCGCAGCGCAGCCGGCCUGCCCAUCGCGCCCUGCGGCGCCAUCGCCAACAGCCUCUUCAACGACUCCUUCUCGCUGUGGCACCAGCGCCAGUCUGGCGGGCCCUACGUCGAGGUGCCGCUCGACCGCUCCGGCAUCGCCUGGUGGACUGACUACCACGUCAAGUUCCGCAACCCGCCGCUGGUAAACGGCAGCCUGGCGCUGGCCUUCCAAGGCACGGUGCCUCCGCCCAACUGGCGCCGGCCGGUCUACGAGCUCAGCCCCGACCCCAACAACACCGGCUUCAUCAACCAGGACUUCGUGGUGUGGAUGCGCACGGCGGCGCUGCCCACGUUUCGCAAGCUGUACGCGCGCAUCCGCCAGGGCAACUACUCUGCCGGGCUGCCGCGGGGCGCCUACCGCGUCAAUAUUACCUACAACUACCCGGUGCGCGCGUUCGGCGGCCACAAGCUCCUCAUCUUCAGCAGCAUCUCGUGGAUGGGCGGCAAGAACCCCUUCCUGGGCAUCGCGUACCUGGUCGUCGGCUCCCUCUGCAUCCUCACUGGCUUUGUCAUGCUGGUCGUCUACAUUCGCUACCAGGACCAGGACGAUGAUGACGACGACGACGAGUGAUUCCAGCUUUCUAGGGACCCUUCCUGCUUCUUGCCAAAACUCUUGCGAGCUUCUUUUGGCAUCUCCCCCUCGCCCCUCAUCCGAUUCCAACCUCACCUCGCUUUUCCUCCCUUUGUGAAUGAGGGGACCAGAGAAAGGAAUUACCCCCUUGCCCUUGUGGGGCUUGCUAGCCUGUCUUGCUGUGGGGAGGGAUGUUGACUACAGAGUAAAACAUCCAUGCAAAUUCUCCCCACCUCCUUCAUGACACCGAGUUGCCGUGUUAGGUUCUUCAAUCUGAGAGUGGAAGGGAUCCCUAUGAAGACUCCUGUUCAACCCCUAUUAGAGAAAGAGAUUGAGAGACCUAGCAAUGUGAAGUAACUAAGAUCAGGCAACUGGCAAAUGACUGCUGACUCUUGAGUCCAGAGCUUUUGUCACUACAGCACAGUGGUGGUGUUCUUUUCUUUUUGGAGAGAGGGUUGGAAUGGAGAGUGAGGCCCACACAUGACCUGAAGAGACAUGGAGGCGAGAGAGAGAAUACACUUGUCAAAUAUGCAGCUAGAUUAGGAGACACCCAACUAGAGAUUCAGACACAGUAAGGCUGGGGUGACACCCUCGAAGCUGUGUUUUAACAAACUCCUCUGGAGAUACCCAUUUUCUCUCAAAUUUGGGAAUCACGACCCUAAACCAGGUUGGGCAGUCACCUGAGUUCACUUUUUCCGAUAGCAGUUUGUUCCCAGGGGCAGUGACAACCAUGAUAUUCCAGGUUUGGUCUGGCACUCUGCCUUGAAUGUAGGAAGCUCUUGAUGACUUGAAUGAAUUUUUAAAAAAUCACUAUCUGGGGAAAACUAGUUGGCAUACAGAUUUGUAAGUCAGGGUUUAUGUUAUUCAUUUGAUAUUUCAGUAUAAAAUUCAGGUACUGUGCAGAAACUUGGAAAUGUGAGACCAGUUUGUACAGUUCAGAGGAAAUGCUUUACAUAGUAAUCAGAUAGCUGGAAGAGAUCUUUGAGGGAGAGUAAUUUCCCUAAAGUCACAUCUAUGUCUCCUAGCUCAUUCUUCUUUGUCAUUUAAUUGUGUGUGUGUGCGUGUGUGUGUGUGUGUGUGAUUAGAAAGGGCUUCAUUCAAAUCUUUUUCCUUGGAUCUGGAAAAAAAAUUUAUGUUUUCAAAUGAAAUCUGUUGAUGUCUAGUAAUCAUAUUUCAAUCAAGGCAAAGGCAUAUAUAGUCUUAUAUGUAAACUAGAAUCAAGAUUAUUUGAAUCUUUGAGAUGACAUUAAAACUCAACUAAAAGCAUUCAGCUGAUUUUGUUGAUUGACUAACAUCAGUCAAUAUGGUUAAAGUUAUUCCAAGGAGCAAUAGCUUUAUUUAAAAAAAAAAAAAAACCUUGUAUGGCAAAAGGGAAAAAAGCCCUUUGUGAUAUCAUCUUACCAGUUUAUUUGCUAAAAGCAAACAAUUAUUUGGUAUUUGUCAGAAUCCUUCAGUGCCUGCUAUUACAGCUAUUUUCCAGUUACUACUCAUUUGAUUAUACUCAUUCACUUAAGGCAGUGCAAGAUCUUGAAGUACUUUUUUUAAGCACUUAAGUAAUAUUGAAUUGUAUUGAAUAGUUUACAUAGUUUAUUCUAGUUCUUUGAAAAUUCUGAACAAUGGACAGUGUGCAUGUCACUGACAUCUGCCCUAAAAUUUCUGGGACAGUCCUGAUUUAAAAGAGUCUAUCCCAUUAUUUACAGAUACCAAAAAGUACUUUGUUAAUUCCAUGUAUUGGCUUCCAAACUCCUAAACACGACAUAAUUUUAUUAUUAGAUUUUGUAUGGUGAUUUUAUGCUAUGAAAAUAUGACCAUUAUAUGUACAUAGAGAAGUUUUUAUUUGUUACAAAUGUUUGAGUGGCUUACUAGCCCAGCCCUCCUCUAUUUUGGGUAACAGAAAUUACUACAUUUUUUUUACUAUGUAGUUGAGAGAAACAUGUAUUUUGUUAUUUUUAGAAUUAUCAAUCUACUGCUAUAAAAUUUUACGUGAAACCAUGAAAGUUAAGGUAUUCUGAUUCUGUUUAAAUUAAUGAAUAUGGCUCCAGGCCCUAUUCUCUGGGUUUUGAGAGAGAAUAAAGGUUAUGUUUGUUUUA